UUCCACCGACCAAACCCUCCGUCCUCGCCGGCCGCCGGCCAUGGAGAAGGCCACGGCACCCACCGCCAAGAACCGCGAACCCGGCGGAGCCGCCGGAGGCAUUCCACGGAAGCGUGGUCAGAGUGACAACUGCUACGGCGAUAUCAUAAGCGGUCUCCCCGACGCCAUCCUGGGCACCAUCAUCUCCCUCCUCCCCACCAAGGAGGGCGCCCGCACGCAGGCCAUCUCUCGCCGGUGGCGCCACCUCUGGCACUCCGCCCCCCUGAACCUCGAGGUCGCUCCCAGCCUCUGCGCCAACCUCAGUGAGCUCGCCUCCUUCCUCUCCAAAAUCCUCUCCGACCACCCCGGCCCCGCACGCCGCUUCCGCUGCCCCUCCAUCCACCUCGGCGACAGCUACGCACAGGUCGACGGCUGGCUCCGCUCCCAAGCCCUCACCAACCUCCAGGAGCUCGACAUCAGUUUCGUUCGCCCGUCGCCGCGGCCCGAGACGGAUCACGCGCUGGCGUCGUCUCUGUACCGCCUGGCAUCCACCCUCGUCAUGGCCAAAAUCGGCGGCUGCAAUUUCUCCAAAGAGAUCGUGCCACUGUCGAAUUUCCCCUACCUGAAGGACCUCACACUACACUACGUUUCCUUGUCGAAGGAGUUCCUACAUGGCAUGCUCUAUAGCUGCAAGGCCUUGGAGAACCUGCUGCUCUGGAACAUCUUUGUUGUCGGCCACCUCCGCAUUAGCUCACCGACUCUUCGGCGCAUUGGCUUCUCCGUUUGUGCUGGUCACAAAGAGCUUGUCAUUGAGGAUGUGCCUCGCCUUGAAAGGUUGCUGCUACCUUCUCGAGGCAGAGGCGGUGGGACUAUUCAGUUCAUCCGGGCACCUAAACUGGAGAUGUUAGGCCCUUUGUCAGCUGGUGUUGCAGUAUUCCAGGGAACGAUGCCGAUCAGCUUGACAAACUUGAUACACACUGUGAAGGCUUUAGCUCUCACUUCUGGCCCUCAACUGAAUGUUGUUCUUGACAUCCUCAAGUGCUUCCCCUGCUUGGAAAGGCUCUACGUUGUUCUGCAGAAAAAUUCAAAGAUGAAUGUGAAAGACGUGUCUCUGUAUGGCCCACUAGAUUCAGUCGAAUGCCUUGGGACCCAUCUCAAAGAAAUGGUGAUACUGAAUUACGAAGGCUGUGAGCAAGAUGUUGGCUUUGCCAAGUUCUUUGUUUUGAAUGCAGUGGUCCUAAAGAAAAUCAAAUUUGGAGUCCCUAAGAACAACAACGGUGACUGGGUGGCUAUUCAACUGGAUUUGCUGCAAGUGGAGAAUAGGGCUUCUCAAGACGCUCAAUUUGAUUUCAAAUGUGGUUUGGAUGAUGUCAUUAACUACCCGUGUAUCCAUGACUUGUCAUUGACCGAUCCUUUCGACUGCUUGUUUUCUGAAUGAGAGAAUGCGUCGAGGACUCAACCGCAUAUGGAGACAUUUACAUCAGGUGUCAUGUUGGACAAGAGUUCUGCCGUAAUACCGACAAGUGGGCCAUUUCCUCCUAGGUGUUCCCCUGAAUUCAGUUAGAAAAUGCCUUACUACUUACUACCAUAUGCAAUGUGGAACAUAUGCUGCGUGGAAGUGGAACCAUAUGUAGUGGUUCAUAAUGCCUUGAUACCAUUUACCAGAUGCAUCAGUUGUCACAAACCACGUUAAGUGCUCAGACGAUUCUCAGUUUUUAAAUUUAAAGUUAGACAGAAGAUCCUGUCUAAACAUGUAAGCUCGGUAGCUCACACUCCGCCUGAUCUUUCACUCGGUUUUGUUUUGCUUUCAGUUUGUUUCGUUUAUUGAUGGAAUAUGUGACAUGAAUCAUGGCACCAGGAAUGUGUGUAGUCAGAUGUGAUCAUUUAUUUAUGUGAGAUG
Triticum aestivum (bread wheat) is the source of this 1879-nucleotide messenger RNA. RefSeq names its product FBD-associated F-box protein At4g10400. The record is from RefSeq and is a predicted model, not a curated record. The transcript has 4 exons. Lineage: Eukaryota; Viridiplantae; Streptophyta; Magnoliopsida; Poales; Poaceae. Gene Ontology annotation, molecular function: protein binding. The coding region runs from base 41 to 1417 and encodes 458 amino acids.